AUGAGCGAGGCUGAACCUAAUCCACCCAACCCACCUGGGGUCAAGAGACGACUAUCCCUUCGUCUAGGUGGAGGCGGUGCGGGGGAAAGUGUUAGUCCACUCAAACGCACACGGGUUAGAGAUGCAACUUCAAAGGAACUUGGUGAGCUUGUCUGUCUCAGGGUGAUGAUGAACAUCCCUGAUAGCGCGAUAGCCCCCGUGCCGACGAACCGAAACCGUGAUGUAUCUCACACUCACACCACUCUUUCAACAUCUUCUCUCACCUCUCCGAACAGCAGUAGUGACCACGACACGUCUACCGACAUCGACCCGCCUACGCGGGAAGGGCGUCCUGCUCCUCUCAGCGUCUCCAUCAUCCCGGCCCCCGCGGCCAUGUCGAGACAGGCUCGAGCCAUCUUCACCUCUCCAAGACAGACUGUACCCAUGUGGCAAACAGUUCAAUCCUCUGUCUCUGCGGGUGAAGAAGAUCAACCUCCAGCCAUGUCUUCCUCUCGAGCUCACUCUCGUCAACACCCCUAUACACUCUCCACCUCUGCGCCCCCUCGUGUCCCCAGUCCCCCGGGAUUCAGUCUUUCGACCGGUGCACCUUUGGUCAACCCUCCCGCCAAAACCCAAGCAGCGUUCGUGGGAAAGCUGUACGCAAUGUUGGAGGAUGAGGAUAUUCUCAAAACGGGAUUGAUACAUUGGUCGCCUGACGGAUCGAUCUUUACAUGUCCCAAUCCUACCGAGUUUGCCAAAGUUGUCCUGCCACGAUUCUUCAAGCAUAACAAUUGGCAGAGUUUUGUUAGACAACUCAACAUGUAUUCGUUUAACAAGGUUGGCAAUCCCUUCUCCCCAUAUACAUCUUACCUCCUCGCUGACAUAUCGCAGGUAAACGACGUGUUCGCUACCACUUCAGAUCCACAGGCGUGGGAAUUUCGACACCCCCUUUUCCGUCGGGGAGAACCUCACCUUUUGGCUAGCAUCAAACGCAAAUCCACUCGUCCGAACCAUGCCGACAAGGAGGCGACGUCUCCGGAAGAAGCGGAGACUCCACGUGCGGUUGCAGGCUGGAUGAGGGAAAGAGAAAGAGAUAGGGCACCGGGAUGGAGAAGCUCACCACCACCUCAGGAAUACGCAGGAAGGGUUUACGGAUACAACAUGCAAACUGGAGAGACCGUCGUUCCACGUCCUAGCGAACCUAAUCGUGGACCUUCUAGCCUCUCUCUCGACUCUCAUCCUCCUCUAUCGGCUUCUCUUCGACAACAACAAUCAGAAGCUCCAAGAUACCAUCCUGAUCCUAAUCGACCUCCUUUACCCCCACAACAUUUCGCGGGUUUUCCAGAAUCACCUUACUAUCCUCAACCACCUACUUCUCAUCCGUCACCAGCAGAAGCACUCGUUGCGCAAGUCACUUCCUUGGAAGAUCGCGUGAUGCGUCUGACCGAGUUGCUAAAUCGAGAAAGGGUGGAUCAUGCUCGUUCUUCCCUCGAUUUCGCCUCGUAUCUUUCAAAGAUUGCCGGUUGGAUAGGUGUACAGCAACCACCUCCGCCAUUGGAGCUACAUUCCCUACAAGACACGUUGACUCGCGCGAUCAGCGAUUAUCAACACCGUUACGAACAACUCAUGGCAUCCGAUGCGUUGGCUAGUUUGGCCAGUGGUGAAUUGACGAUUCGGGAUCAGAGGGAAGAGCGUGCUCGAGUACCACUUGAUCCUCCUCUUUCGGCCCGAGCUCCUACCCUUCCUGAUCCACGAUUGACCCAAGCCAACCCCACUCCACGCUCUUCCCCACUAAUGAUCAAUUUCCCCACCGGUCCACCUUCUCAGCCCACGUCUCAUCAACUUCAUCCUGCUCAUCCCACUCUACCCAACCAUCAAACCCUUCAGCCUCUUCAAUCACUUCAAUCAUCUCACUCACCUCCAGCUCAGAAGGAACAAUACUGCCUCCUCUAUCAGGAAGAAUGGAAGAGGAGCUCAAAAUAG
Tremella mesenterica DSM 1558 is the source of this 1962-nucleotide messenger RNA. RefSeq lists its product as uncharacterized. Bases 1 to 1962 code for a protein of 653 amino acids. The record is from RefSeq and is a predicted model, not a curated record. NCBI's taxonomy places the organism in Eukaryota, Fungi, Basidiomycota, Tremellomycetes, Tremellales, Tremellaceae. Gene Ontology annotation, molecular function: sequence-specific DNA binding; DNA-binding transcription factor activity. Gene Ontology annotation, biological process: regulation of DNA-templated transcription. The transcript is spliced from 6 exons.